AUGAGGACGCCAUCUUGGAAGACAAAAGUUGCUUCCUCUAGUAAUAUUAACUCUAUGCAUUUUAAAAGGCUUUUUAGAACAGAAAGGCGACUUUAAAACAGGGACAAUGAAAAGGAAAUUAAAUGAGAAAGAGAAAGAUAAGGUGAAGGUGCAACGCCGAGAUGAUUCAGACGCAGUGGCGAUCGUGGAGCCCUUGGAUGCUAGUAGUGCUAGUUUGCCUCAGCCUGAACAUGGAAAAUCCACUGCUAAAGUGAAAAGAAAAUACAACAAGGAGUACAUACAAUUUGGAUUUUUUUGGACUGGGGACGAAGAGGAUCCUAAACCACAUUGUGUUUUGUGUUAUGGAUCGUUAGCAAAUGAAUGCAUGAAACCUGCUAAGCUCAAGCGGCAUUUUGAGAGUAAGCACAUGGAGUACAUGGGGAAACCUAUAGGAUUUUUUGAGAGAAAACGGGAUGAACUGAAGAAACAGAUGAAGAAGGAGCCCUCACGGUUUUUUUUAGCCGGGGAAAAUGCGUUGACUACAGAGGCUUCAUACUACAUAUCCCUGAUGAUCGCAAAACUGGGUAAAUCUCAUUCGCUUGGUGAAAAAUUAGUUAAACCAGCUGCGAAGCGCAUAGCUGAGCUUUUGUUAGGAGGAAAACAAGCAGGUGAUAUAGUUGAAAAAAUACCACUGUCUAAUGACACAGUCCAGCGGCGAAUACAAUCGAUGGCUCAAAACGUUGAAGAUCAGCUGUUGAUACGCAUACGCCAAAGCCAUUUUUUUUCUCUACAACUGGAAGAGUCCACCGACAUAGGGAAUGAAGCAAAUCUGCUCUCUUAUGUAAGGUACAUAUAUGCAGGAGAAGUGCAUGAUGAUUUUCUUUUUUGUCGUUCCCUCCCGACCAUCAGAACAGGAGAAGCUAUUUUUGACUCACUCAACGAUUUCAUUACACAGAAUGACCUGGACUGGACAAGAUGCGUUGGCAUUUGUACAGACGGUGCAACUGCGAUGACUGGGAAACGUAAAGGACUAACAGCGCGAGUACGCGCAGUAGCACCAUUGGCCACGGCAACACAUUGCAUUCACAGAGAACAGCUGGCUGUCAAGAGGAUGCCCCCGUGUCUCAAGGCAGUACUGGACCAGUCUGUGGAAUUGGUUAACACAAUCAAAGCCAAAGCUCUGAACUCAAGUCUUUUUAAAGUGUUGUGUGAAGAAAUGGGAAGCGAACAUAAAAAACUUCUUUUUCAUACUGAAGUUCGCUGGCUGUCGUGUGGGAAAGUCCUCACCCGUUUAUUUGAACUGCGCGACGAGGUGAUGUUAUUCCUCCAUCCUAGUGAUGAAGUGUAUGACCAAGUGCAGGAUUUCCAGUGGCUGGCAAAGUUGGCUUACCUGGCUGAUGUUUUCAGCACUCUCAAUGCUGUGAACUUAUCACUGCAAGGAAAAGCUGUCACAGUCUUCAAUGUCCAGGACAAAAUCAAAGCUGUAUGCCUCAAGAUGGAAUUGUGGUGUGGCCGUCUCGAUCGCCAGGAAUAUGACAAUUUUCCGACACUCGCAGAUUUUCUUCUCACCACCGAAGAGCAGCUGGAUGGCGACACUGUUGCAGCCUUCAAGGAACAUCUGCAAGGCCUUCACUCGCAGUUGGGAAGAUAUUUCCCAGAGUUAGAUGCAGGCCAUGAGUGGAUCAGAAGUCCAUUCGGAGACAAAGAACACAUCAAACAUGUCUGCUCCAUGCGUCCUCCCAGAGAGGCUGACAGCCUUGUGGAAAUCACAACAGAUGGGACUCUGAAGACGACUUUCAGAGAGAAAUGUUUGACAGACUUUUGGGUCCAUGUCCAUCCUGAGCAUCCUGAGCUGGCUGGCUCGGCUCUUAAAGUGUUGAUGCAGUUUCCAACCACCUACAACUGUGAAGAUGGAUUUUCCACACUUGCUGGUCUGAAAACAAAGCAACGCAACCAGAUCAACGUGGAGCCAAAUAUGAGACUGAAACUCUCCAGUCUGGAGCCAGACAUCCCUUGGCUCAUGUCUCAGCAGAAGCAGUGCCAUUCUUCCCACUAAGUCAGAGGAUGAUGGUGAAUGGCGGUGGAACGCGGUAACAGUGGGUGUUGCGGACAAGGGAGACGCAGCGAGCGGCGACAGACCAAGCAGCCGAAAGGGUUGAGAGUCGGAGAUGCGCUGCGGGAAUCUGGACUUUAUUAUUAUUAAUAUUUGGGAUUUGGGAAUACCGGCACGACUGGUGGGGGUGUGCUGAGGUUGGAUUUAAGUUAUUUCUAGUAACUUAAAUUUAUUUUAUUAUUAAAUACACUGUAAUAAAAGGGUGGAUCCCAAACUGCAA
This is a messenger RNA of Osmerus eperlanus (European smelt), 2312 nucleotides long. Its product is annotated as zinc finger BED domain-containing protein 5-like. Bases 107 to 2035 code for a protein of 642 amino acids. The record is from RefSeq and is a predicted model, not a curated record. NCBI's taxonomy places the organism in Eukaryota, Metazoa, Chordata, Actinopteri, Osmeriformes, Osmeridae. The transcript is spliced from 2 exons.